Messenger RNA from Camelina sativa (false flax), 1407 nucleotides. RefSeq lists its product as uncharacterized. The record is from RefSeq and is a predicted model, not a curated record. Lineage: Eukaryota; Viridiplantae; Streptophyta; Magnoliopsida; Brassicales; Brassicaceae.
GAAGAAGAAGAAGAAGAUAAGGAGGGAAGUUCGAACUCGGUAGGUAACUCGAGAAGGAGUACAAGCGAAAGUGAGAGGGAGCACGAGGAGCACAACGAUGCAAGUGUAAGUACAACUAGUCUGUGUCAUUCGGAAGUGAAAUGGAAUUUGAAAUCGAUCUAGUAGAACUGGUAGAACUGGUGCAACUAUUGGGUGUAGAACUAGUAGAAAUGGUACAACUAGGUGUUGUAAAUUUAGUAGAACUGGUACAACUAGGUGGUGUAGAACUAGUAGAACUGGUACAACUAGUUGGUGUAGAACUAGUAGAACUGGUACAACUAGUUGGUGUAUAACUGGUAGAACUCAUGUAAAACUGAUAUUGUUGCAGGAAUCGGAGGAGGAAACAGAAGCGAUGCAACCUUUAGGAAUGCACUUCAAGCCUAGUCAGUACAACAAGAGAAUCAAGCUAUCGACAAGGUGUCAUAUUUUUGAAACCUUGACAACGCUUGAUAAAUUAGAGCAUUCACUGACUAGUUUUGAGAGGGAUUGGUUUGAGAAACAUCCACAAUUCAAGCACAUUUUCCACAUGCCAAGGGACCCAAACCACAAGCUUAUGGGAAUGUGGUUGCUCUUACUUCGAACAGCAGAAAUUGAAAAAAAGAAGGAAGUAUGGUUUGUUGUGAAUGGUGUGCCAAUCCGUUAUGGUCUGAGAGAACACGCGUUGAUAUCUGGAUUAGAUUGUCGGUGCUAUCCACUUAAUUACAAGGAAGCCGACAGUAACGAGUUUCGAAGGAAGUAUUUUUUACGAAAAAAAAAAGGUUAGACUUUAAGAUGUGAAGUAAAAGUUAAAGGUAAUGCAACCAGGUCGUACUCGUCAUAGGUUGAAGAUGGCGGUUCUCUACUGUUUAGGAAGCAUCAUUGUAGGCCAUACAAAAGACUCGGGAGAAAAUGUUGCGGGUAUCGAUGAGUUUGUUGUAAGAGCAGUGGAUGAUCUAAAUUUUUCUGUGCCUUUUCCUUGGGGGAGAUUAUCAUUCGAUAACAUGCUAGAAGAGAUUUCCCAUACAAUGAGGCAUUUUAAAGGGGUCGUGAAGAAAGAGGAUGCGUUAUGGCCUGUUCCAGGUUUCUGUAUUCCAUUGGAGUUUUUACUAUUUGAGGCAGUUCCAAUUUUGGGGAACACUUACAUUGACGAAAUUCCUGAGGCGGAUGAAAGUUGUCCUAGGAUGUGCAGGAGGAAAUUUAAGAAAGGUUUUCCUCUAAAGGAUUUAGGUGAUACACUUGGUACAACAACGGCAAUAGCUAGUGUGAUCCCUCAUAUUGAUGAAGAAAUUCCUCUUCUCAAUUUAAUCAUGGAAUCACUGAGGAAGAUGAUACCCAUGAUGUCGUAGUUGCCAGUUGGAUGUGUCGCCUUCGUAGAGGACUACCUGUACU